Messenger RNA from Austrofundulus limnaeus, 2772 nucleotides. RefSeq names its product GLE1 RNA export mediator (gene gle1). Gene Ontology annotation, cellular component: nuclear pore; cytoplasm; nuclear pore cytoplasmic filaments. Gene Ontology annotation, biological process: poly(A)+ mRNA export from nucleus. Gene Ontology annotation, molecular function: translation initiation factor binding; phospholipid binding; inositol hexakisphosphate binding. The record is from RefSeq and is a predicted model, not a curated record. Lineage: Eukaryota; Metazoa; Chordata; Actinopteri; Cyprinodontiformes; Rivulidae.
UUAAUUAUAACUAACAAAGCGGAAUAAAAAAAUGCUUGAAAAUGUACAAUUCUGCAUUUAUUUUCGAACAUUUAGAUAUAAACCAUGAAAGAUGAUGUUAAAGCGGAACCAUAGAGUGGCAGAGUGACCGUUUCCCAUCGGACGACGUUCAGUGCAACUUCCGUUUGGCGGUUCCGACCGUUUCAUCGGUAGAUUUAAUUUAUUUAAUUGCUCCCCACCCCCCCGGGAUGCCUUCUGAAAGUCUACGAUGGGAAACUUUACAGGCUUUGAGGAAUUCGACAAAAGGAAAAGUCACAUUCGACCCGCACUGGUCGGAAAGAGGCGAGCAUAUUUUGGCAGGUUGCAAAGAAAACCUGAGCUUGUCGCCGCACACUGGAGUUAUUUUGGAGCGUAUCGACUCAGUAUCCCUGCAGAAGUCCUCCUUCCUGGACUCUAAUGUCGACUUGGAAGAGACUGCAGCCUCGGCUUCCUCCACAGGAUCCUCCACUGACCUGAACAACAAACACAACACAACGUCUUCAGUUUUAUCAUUAAGGAGCGAUAACAAGCAGGCUGUUGGUGAGGAGGUGAAGGAUGAAAGUCCAGAUGUCAGGGAAGUUUCCAGUCCUGUGUCACCUCCCGCCAUUUCCCUGCUUUCACCUAAAGCCAUGGAAACCGUCGGACGUAUCAUCCGAUUCGAACAGGAGCAGCGAGAAAAGGCCAAGGUGGCGCUCAGACAGCGGGAGGAGAUGAAUGAGAAGCUGGUGGCGGUGGUGGCGAACGCCGAGUCGGAGCAGCUGAAACGCUUCGAGGAGCUGAUGGAGCUGAAGCAGAGGCAGGAGUUCCAGAUUAUGAGGGACAUGAUGGACAGAGAAACCAAAGAGAGCAUGGGGCGUCAAGAGAAGCUGAAGGAGGAGCAGCGACACAGAAUAAGGAUCCUCAACCUUCGUUUGAGGGAGGCGGAGCAGCAGCGGCUCCGGGAGGCGGAGCUUGAGAAGCAGCGGCAGACGGAGGGCAGAGAGAACCUGCGAAACCUCAACAGCAUCCAGGAGGAGAUCCUGCAGCUCAACCAGCUGCUGGAACCGUCCACACAGACCGACUCGGACCUGCCAGCGUCCAGCCUGGACUCCUACAGGACCCGGGGGAACCAGCUGUGCUCCCAGGUGUCGGAGGUCGUGAGAAAGACCGCAGAGGGAGAGUUUCCAAGCUCGGAGGACAUGAUGGUCGCAGAGCGAGCUCUCCGGGAGAUGAGGGAGCUGAUGCAGCAGAUGCAGGAGGAGGGGUCGAAGGCUCGAGAGAAGAAGAAAAAGGAGCAGGAGCAGGCCGAGGAGCGCAGGAAGCAGAAGGAGCUGCAGGUGCAACAGGAAGUGCAGAGGAAGGCGGAGCAGGCGGCCAAGGAAAAAGCACAGAAAAAAGACAAAGAAACUGAAGCUGGAGCUGCAGAAAGCAGCCACCAUCCCCAUCAGCCAAAUCUCCACCAACUCCGGCUCGCAGCUCAGAGAAAUCUUCGAGCGUCUGGACAAGCUGCUGUCCGGACGAGCCGUGGUGUCCGGCGGGAGGUCCGUGUCCACCUCGCAGCACCCGCAGGCUCUGGAGUUUGUCGGCUACAAGCUGGCGGAGAAGUUUGUGAAACAAGGUGAGGAGGAGGUGGCGUCUCAUCACGAGGCAGCCUUCCCCAUCGGUGCCGUGGCCUCUGGGAUCUGGGAGCUGCACCCACAGGUGGGGGACCUCAUCCUGGCCCACCUGCACAAGAAGUGUCCCUACUCGGUCCCGCACUACCCUCCGAUGAAGGACGGCACGCCCGUGGAGGAGUACCAGAAAAUCCUGGGUUACCGCGUGGACGACGCCGGGGUCGAAGGUCAGGACAGUUUUCUGAAGAGGAUGUCCGGGAUGAUCCGACUCUACGCCGCUCUGAUCCAGCAGAAGUGGCCCUACGGCUCCAAGCAAGGGUCCGCUCCUCACGGCUUGAACCACGGCUGGCGCUGGUUGGCUCAGAUGCUGAACAUGGAGCCUCUGGCAGACAUCACUGCCACGCUGCUGUUUGACUUUCUGGAGGUUUGUGGCAACGCGUUGAUGAAACAGUACCAGGGUCAGUUCUGGAAGCUCAUCCUGCUGCUGAGAGACGAGUACUUCCCCAGGAUUGAAGCCGUGACCAGCAGUGGACAGAUGGGCUCCGUCAUCAGACUGAAGCAGUUCCUGGAGACGUCCCUGCAGAACCGACAGAUCAGUCCGCCCAAAGGCCAGCUGAGCUCCACGUUCUGGAGGUUGUGACGGAGGACGAGUUCCUGAAAGAACUGAAUGAAACAGCUGCCGGAGUGACGGAACCUCAGUGAGGGAAGGAGGGCGGCUUCUGUAGCUUCUCUGGAUCUUAGGAGAGUUUCUUCACAUCGGAGGACUCUACCCGGUGUUUAUACUUUUUAAUUCAUAUCCUUAAACUAAAGGAAGGGGGGGGGGGGGGCACAUGCCAGAUGUAUUAAAGUCCAGAUAUUCACCUUUUAGUUUCUUUAUCUCACUUCAACACUAAGAAACUAUCCAGGAUCUGUUGUCCACAUUCUAAUAAUGAACUCGAGCACAAAACGUCUGUCCAGUCACCGUCCAGAAGCUUUUUGUGACGUGAGAAUGAGGUGAGGUGUCGCUGUCUGAAGCGUGUUAAUCUUCCAGAUUUGUGCGUUUUAAGCAAAAAUAUUUCCUCAUAUUUUGUUACCACAGAAAACCUGAAUUUAGCUUUUUUUUUUAAAUCAUAGAAGUUGAUAAAUUUGAACUUUUUGCUAUUUUUUCAUAAAUUAAUUUGUG